Oldenlandia corymbosa var. corymbosa is the source of this 1360-nucleotide messenger RNA. The record is from the annotation of a GenBank genome assembly. NCBI's taxonomy places the organism in Eukaryota, Viridiplantae, Streptophyta, Magnoliopsida, Gentianales, Rubiaceae.
AUGACUGAAGAUGCUCAGGUUAAUUCCUUAAAUGCUACUCUUCCGUCCUUUACUUCUUCUGCCAGCUAUCUCUCUGCAACUGUUAUCUGCUGCCUGCCCCAAAUUCUUGUGGAAAUGCAUAACUCAGGACAAAAUAUAUGGAUGAAAGACUCUGGAAUGGGAUGGAAAGAAAUGAUCAUUGAGCCGCUUGCCUCUAGAUAUGCAAAGUUCAGAUUCAAGCCACUAACUGAAGAAAUAAUGAGCAAGCGCAUACUUCAUAGAUGCCAAGAGCAAGGCCUGAAUUUGGAUCCGGAGGCACUUUCAUCAUUAACUUCCAUAGCACAAGGCGAUCUUCGUAGGGCUAUAACGUAUUUACAAUUCCUUUAUGUUUGUAUACUUCUUAUUGGGAAACUAAUGCUACAACUGUCUUCUUCGUUUUUGGAUUGUCAUUAUGGUGCUCGCAUAUUUGGAUCUUACAUUUCAUCUCAAGAGCUGAUUAGUGUUUCUGGGGCUCUCCAUUCAGCUUGUAGGAGUGGUAAUUUUGAUUUGGCCGACAAGGGAGCUAAGAAUGUAAUUGCAGAAGGAUAUCCUGUUUCUCAGGUGUUAUCACAGUUGUUCGAUAUAAUUGUCCAGUCAGAUGACAUAACCGAUGAACAGAAGUCAAGAAUAUGCAAAAAGCUGGCUGAGGCUGAUAAGUGUCUUGUUGAUGGAGCAGAUGAAUAUUUACAGCUGUUGGACGUCACCAGUAACACCAUGCGAGCAAUAUGCAACCUUCCCGAACAAUUUUCUUACGAGAGUUUGGUUUGUAAUUGGCCUCUUGCUGGAAAACAUGGUGGCCCCUGCAUGAAUUUGGAAUCAGGGAAAGAAGUUUUCAAUUGUAUUUCACUAAGGGUAUAUCCCAUUCGGCCGCCAGUGCCAGCUGUGGCUGGUUAUGAAGGAGUUGGAGAAGUGCACUGUGUGGGUUCUGGAGUGAAGGGUCUUUCGGCGGGUGAUUGGGUCAUCCCUUUUCCUCCUCCUUCAGGAGAUUCAAUUGUUCAAAAUGGGGCCACUAGUAUGGUUGGCCGAUGCAUCAUCCAGCUUGCACAUGAUCGAGGCGUACAUACAAUUAACAUCAUAAGAGACAGGCCUGGAUCUGAUGAAGUAGAAGAGAAACUGAAGCAACUUGGUGCAGAUGAAGUGUUUAGUGAGAAAGAACUGUUAAGUCAAAAGUGUUAAAGACCUCAUGGUAAUAUAUCUCAAAGAUAUUUAGUAUGUCAGCAUGGAUUCUCUUCGCAACCCUUCCCCGUACUGCCCUGUGGUUUUAUUAUUAUUAUUCUUAUUUACAAUUAAAAGAACUCUACGUUGACAAAAACUGUCUUAUAAAACUUGAACAAAAAGUGGC